This is a messenger RNA of Armigeres subalbatus, 1397 nucleotides long. RefSeq names its product prostaglandin reductase 1-like. Gene Ontology annotation, biological process: prostaglandin metabolic process. Gene Ontology annotation, molecular function: 15-oxoprostaglandin 13-reductase [NAD(P)+] activity; 2-alkenal reductase [NAD(P)H] activity. Gene Ontology annotation, cellular component: cytoplasm. The transcript is spliced from 3 exons. The record is from RefSeq and is a predicted model, not a curated record. The coding region runs from base 16 to 1170 and encodes 384 amino acids. Lineage: Eukaryota; Metazoa; Arthropoda; Insecta; Diptera; Culicidae.
UAUCAGGCUAACACGAUGAUACUUUUAUGUACAGGCUAUAGCUAUACUAGGCACCGAUGUUCAACUAGUUCGUCUAGCAUCUGGAAGAGGAAACGUUCUGCUGUUGCAGUUUACAGCAUUAAAAUGAUACGAAGAGGACUGACUGCCAAUCGUCGUUGCUACUCGUCAUCAGCAAUAGCUGCUAAAAAAUGGAUCUACGCAAAAGUGUUCAAAGGAGAACCAACGCAGCAAAACUUUCAAUUAGUGGAUGAAAAUUUGCCGGCUUUGAAAGAUGGAGAAAUCAUCGCCCAGGCUGAAUACAUUAGUGUGGAUCCCUAUAUGCGACCUUACAUGAUGGCCUACCCAGCAGGAUCACUCAUGAUCGGCGGCCAGGUUGGAAAGGUGAUCGACAGUAAGAACGCUUCCUUUCCUGUGGGAGCUUCGAUUUUCGGUCAAUUCGGGUGGCGCUCACAUACUGUUUGCAAUCCGAACACCAUGAAAACGGACAUACCUUACGUGCUACCGAGCUUUGGGAAUCUACCUAUCAGUUUGGGACUUGGCGUCCUGGGAAUGCCGGGGAAUACAGCGUAUUUCGGACUGCAGGAAGUGUGCUCACCGAAGAAAGGAGAGACCGUGGUUGUGAGCGGUGCAGCAGGAGCCGUAGGAAACCAUGUUGGACAAAUUGCCAAAAACUUAGGAUGCAGAGUGGUUGGCAUUGCUGGAUCCGAUGCCAAGUGCCAAUGGUUGAAAGAUUUGGGAUUUGAUGAAACCAUCAACUACAAAACUGCCAAUGUAUAUGCCGAGCUGAAGAAGGCUGCCCCAAAGGGAGUAGAUGUGUAUUUCGAUAACGUGGGAGGCCAAAUAUCGGAAUCGGUCAUCAAGCUAAUGAACUUAUAUGGUCGCAUCGCAGUUUGUGGAACAAUAUCUAAUUACAAUACUUCUAUAGAUAAAGUUACUGACCCGCUAAGACAAAUGGUUUUUAAGCAACUUAAAAUGGAAGGUUUUGUAGUAUGGCGCUGGAACGACAGAUGGUUGGAAGGAAUUGAAGCCAACUUGAGGUGGAUAAAUGAGGGUAAACUUAAGUGGCAUGAAACCGUAACAGAAGGCUUUGAGAAUUUACCAGUCGCAUUUAUGGAUAUGCUUAAAGGAGGAAAUACAGGAAAAGCGGUUGUAAAAAUCAUCAAUACAUAAUUGAUUGUAAAAUUGCGGUUAAGGAUCAAAAUAAUCUACCUGAAACAAUAUUUCACACUAAAAAUAUGGUAAUUGAUAUUUUUUUUGUUUUUUUCAAUUUUGCCGCAAGAUUAUAAGAAUGAAAUCAUCCACAGAAAACUUCUUUUUCGCUAAUGGCUGAUAUUAUGUAUAUGUUCCCUAUCAUUAAGUUUGGAAAAAAUAACACUUUUUGAUAUACAAUACUUGUA